GUCAGGGAGGAGGCGGAGUCAGGGGGGGAGGGGCUGUCCCUGACUCCGCCUCCCGCCGAGGCCACAGGGCCCCGGCUCUCCGCGACCAUCCCCAGGCCGAGUUUCCUGGUCUCGGCUCCUCGUCCAACCUCCUCCUGCACUUCUUCAGCCUCCACCGCCGCCGCCGCCGCCGCCUCGUCUACGUCCACCUCGUUCUCCUCAUUAGUUGACCACCACCACCACCAUCAUCAUCGUCCAGCGUCACCCCCUAGCGCGUCCACGUCAACUCCACCUCCACCUCGUUGCAGCUAAGUCCGACCUCCGACCUCGUCCGCAGCCUUCCUCGUCGACUCCAACUCCAACCUCGUCUACCCCCCCCCCCCCCCUGCUGCUCACAGCACUCGCCCCCUCGCUCCCUCGGAGGGACCCCCAGGGCCCCCUCGCCCCCUCGGGGACCUCUGCGAGAGUGCCCCCCCCCCCCCAGCUCCCCCCUUACAGAGGGACUCCACUCCCCCUUUCUGGGGGUCCCCGCCCCGGCGACUCUUCAUGGUCCCCCGCUUAGGGGGGGGGGGUGACCUUUUUUUCAUCCUAGAGACCCCCCAAAACUAGGGACCCCGGUUCGCUCCCUCCUACCCCCCCCCCCCCGGCUUAGGGGAUCGCUUGAAGAUCGGGGGACCGCUUCUCGACCCCCGGGUGCUACUCACAGAGACCCCCUUCGGUUAGCCGGGGUCCCCUAGGACCUGAGGCCCCCCCCCCCCCACUCGGGAGCCAUGAGGCGGAUCCCCGACGGACCCCUGUGGGCCUGCGGGGUCCCGCGGGCUCGCUGGGUCCCUCUGCUGCUGCUGCUGGUCGUGAUCCCACACUCGCUGGGGUCCCGAGCAGAGAAGGACCUGUCGCGCAUGCUGCACCACUACAGCCUGCUCUCGCUGGGGGAGCUCACACACUCCGUGUCCCGCCGAGCCCUGGGGGCUCCGGCUUCCCUGGAGAGAUACCUCACCUUUUCGGCCCUCGACAGGGAUUUCCGUCUCCUGCUCAUUCCCAACGGCGUGCUCUUCACGCCGACGUUCCGUGCCGAGUUGUGGGGGGUGGGCGGUCGGGUGAGGAGCAUCCCCGUCGACACGCACUCCUUCUACAGCGGAUCCGUGCUCGGUGAGCAGGGUUCGCGAGUACAGGCCCACUUGGACCACGAUGAUUUCACAGCGCGGAUCAUCAGCCAAGGCCAAGAAUACCACGUGGAGCCCCUGUGGAGGCUGACGAACGGCACGGCGGCCGAUGGCCGCCUGGUGGUCUACCGAAGCGUGGACGUGCGGCCCCCGGCCGGGCCCCUGUCGGCCGGGGCGGCCCCACCGCCGCACCGCUUCUGCGGCAUCACCAGCCCGGGGGGGCCGGCCGCGGGGGGGGGGGGGGGCCCCCCGAGGGCACGCCGCUCCCCCGACCCCGCGGCCCCCAGGGACACGUGCAAGCUGCUGCUGGUGGCCGACUUCCGCUUCUUCACUCACAUGGGGCGCAGCCAGGAGAGCAGCACCGUCAACUAUCUCAUUGAGCUGAUUGACCGAGUGGAUGACAUUUACCGCAUCACCACGUGGGACAACAACAACUACCGUGGCUACGGACUACAGAUCGAUCAGAUAAUCGUCCACCAGAAGCCGACGGCCGUGAGCUCCAGCAAGCGCCACUACAACAUGAACGGCACGAGUCCGCCGGGCGCCGCCGCGUGGAACGUCAAGGCCCUGCUCGAGCAAUUCAGCAUCGACGUAUCGGAGAGCGCGCGCAACGUGUGCCUGGCGCACCUCUUCACGUACCAGGACUUCAGCCAGGGCACGCUGGGCCUCGCCUACGUGGGCUCGCCCAAGCCCAACGCCGUGGGAGGCAUCUGCACGCCCAGCUACUUUAACGAACAAGCCAAAAAAUACAUCUUCCUGAACACCGGGCUCACCAGCACCAUGAACUAUGGGAAGACCAUCCUCACCAAGGAGGCAGACUUGGUGACCACCCACGAGUUCGGGCACAACUUUGGGGCGGAGCACGACCCCGACAGCGCGGAGUGCUCCGCCCCGGACGAAGCCGGAGGGAAGUUCGUCAUGUAUCCCUACGCCGUGAGCGGGGACCACGAGAACAACAAGAUGUUCUCCAACUGCAGCAAGCGCGCCAUCCACAAGACGCUGGAGGCGAAGGCGUCGCGCUGCUUCUUCCCGCGCACGGUGAAGCUGUGCGGGAACUCUCGCGUGGAGGAGGGCGAGCAGUGUGACGCGGGCCCCGCCUUUGCGCACAUUGACGCCUGCUGCACCGACACCUGCAAGCUGCGCCCGGGGAAGUUGUGCAGUGACCGUAACUCCCCGUGCUGCCGGAACUGCACGUACGAGCAAGCGGGCAAGCUGUGCCAGGAACCCAUCCCCUCCAUCUGCCGCAGCGCCUCCUUCUGCACAGGCGUGAGCAGCGAGUGCCCCCCGGCGGGUCCCGCCGACGACAACUCGACGUGCGUGGACUCGGGCAAGUGCGACGGGGGCCAAUGCAAGCCGUUCUGCGAGACCGUGGGCCUGCAGUCCUGCGCCUGCAAGGAGGUGGACCUGGCGUGCUCCGUGUGCUGCCGCGUCACUCCGGACGGGCCGUGCGUGCUCUACGAGCAGGACGGAGGCCGCAAGCGUCUCCGCAAGGGCAAGACCUGCUCCGUGGGAUUCUGCGAUGGCAACGGAAAGUGUGAGAAGACCGUGCAGGAUCCCAUCGAGAGGUUCUGGGUCUUCAUCGACAAACUCGACAUCAACAGCUUCCGCAAGUUCCUGGCGGACAACAUCGUGGGCUCCGUGCUCGUGUUCUCCCUCAUCUGCUGGGUUCCACUCAGCAUCCUCGUGCACUGCGUGGACAAGAAACUCGACCGCCAGUUUGAGGAAAGCAAGGUCAUGCACUUCCUGCCGGCGAGCACCGCGGAGCUGAACAGCAGCGACUCGGCCCCUUUCCGCGUCGUCCGGCGAAACUGCAUCCAGACCCCGCAGAGCCGCGCGCCGGGGGCCCCCUACUACGGCUACGGGGGGGGCGGCGCCCCCCACCACCCCCACGGCUACGGGGGGCCGCCCCCGCAGGCACGGCCCCCUCUGCAGCUGUCGCCCGCGGAGAUGCAGACGAUCCCCGAGGAUCCCGGGGCGGAAGGGUCUCAGGGGUCUCAGACGGAGGGGACCCGCGCCCGCUCGUACGAGGACCUCACGGACGGUGGGGAUCCCCGCGGGGGGUCCCGCGGGGGGGCCCACCGGGGGUCCCACGGGGGGGCCCACCGGGGGUCCCACGGGGGGGCCAUGGUGGGCAGGUGUGAUAGCAGCGACCGGGAGACUAAGUGCUGAGUGGGGGGGGUGACGAGCGCCCUGCUGGUAAACUCCCUGACUCACUACCAGCAGUACUCACUCACUACCAGCAGUACUGACUCACUCACUACAGUACUCACUCACUACCUACAGUACUCACUACAGUACUCACUACAGUA
Molecule: messenger RNA, 3451 nt
Organism: Petromyzon marinus (sea lamprey)
Lineage: Eukaryota; Metazoa; Chordata; Hyperoartia; Petromyzontiformes; Petromyzontidae
Source: RefSeq, a predicted model, not a curated record